CUCCUACCUGUUCGCUACUAUACCGCUCAUCUAGUAACUCCACCCGCUGUUUUGACAAGUUGUUUUUAGUUCGUUUGUCCUAAUUUUAAUUUUUUUUAAAGUUUGUUAAAAUUACUCUCAAUUAGUAAUGUCGGGGUGUUUGUCGAAAGGAGGAAAGGAACCUGUUGAGCCACCUAUUUUUAACUGCAAAUGGACCCCUUGCAAAAGAAAGUUCACUCUGAAGUUCUUGUUGGAAAAGCAUGAGAUAUUGUGUCCACAUAACAAUCUCCUACAACCCACUUUGUCCCCAGCAAUUUCGCCCUCAUCAGUGACGAUUCCUACGUCGGAAUUUCUUUCCACACCCACCAGCUGUACAUUUGCUGCUUUGACUCCUCCACCCACGCCUGACAGUACAGGGUCAUCUUCAGCAAAUAUAACAACUGGGCGAAAAAGAAAGUCGGAUGGUUCUCGAGUUUUGUUGUCUACUCCCAAAUCAACUUCUUCUAAGCCUAAAGUAAGUUGUCCUAAACAAUGUGGAAAGACAUUUUCGAGAAAAUCAGAAGCAACACGACACAGAAAACUUUGCGGACUGACUGACGAAGAGAAAAAGAAGGCUAUUAAAAUCAGAUUUGGAAAUGAUCCCACACAUGUAUGUUGCAACUGUGGAGAGGUUUUUGAGCAAACAAAUGGAAAAACGGCGCAUGAAGACAGGUGUGCUCUCACGGUGGACGAAAUGAAGGAAAAGUAUAAAGAUGACCCUGGGCAUUUCUGUUGUAAUUGCGCCCAGUUCUUUAUUGAUACGUCGAACAGACAGCAGCAUGAAAGAAGUUGUGGCGUGACAAAGGAGGAAAUGAUGGAGAGAUUCAAGGACAAUGUACAACAUUGGUGCUCGAAAUGCGACUACUUUUCAGUUAAUGUUAGCAAUAUGAGUAAACAUAAAGCCGCAUGCAACAAAACAAAGGAGGAAUUAAUGAUAGAGUAUAGAGAUGAUCCGAAACGUUGGUGCUCUAAGUGCGACUAUUUUUCUUUUGAUUUAACCACUUUGAGUAGACAUGAAGCCGCGUGCAGCAAAACCAAGGAGGAAUUAAUGAUAGUGUACAAAGAUGAUCCGUAUCAUUGGUGCGAACAGUGUGGACAUUUGUUCUUUUCUGAUGUGAGGAGUCAAAAACUGCACAAACUUCGGUAUCACACACACAUUGAUGUCAGAACGAUCACACUGCAACAAAUGAAAGUCGUUCAUCCUUUAAAACACAAUAACGACGGAAUCGGAGAGGAAGACCCACUCGACCCACUCGACAAGGAAAAUUUUGAUUUCAUUGUUAAAAAGAAACUAGAAUGGGCCGACACAUUUGCUCAUAACAAAGCGGACACCAACUUUGUCUACAGAGCCGCAUGCCUGUCACACUCAUUCUCCUCAUCAUCAACUACAUAUUCUGAUUUCGUGGUGGGUCAUCCUGAAGAAGUUGGAGCAUAUUCAGGAGUGAAAGGAAAAGUGGAAGGAUUGGACAUACAUAAUUGGCACAAAUAUUUUCCCCAAAAAUCAAAACCAGGUCAAGCAGCAUUACGGGGUCAGGAGAUUGUAUUCUUUGGGCAGACUUGUUUCAAAGGACAAGACAGUGCAACACAAGCGCGGAAACAGGAGGCUCUCGAGAUUAACUAUGGAUUCUACGCCAAUAAGUACAAAGGGGAGAAAAUGUACUACAUCAAUGUAGAACGAGAGCUGACCAAUUUGUCAUACAAUUCGGAUGCAGCCAUUAUGAAAAUGUUGAGUAUGGCAGUAAGAGGGGAGCCGAGUUUUUGUCACAAAACAGAAUGUGAAUGCCCUGCAUACUUUCACUUUGAAUUGGACAAGAUGAAGAAAGUUGAAUUCAGCAGCAUUGACAAGACCCGUAUCAAAAAAGAGUCUCCUCCUCGACUACCACCACAGAAAGCACGCCCCCAAACUGAGGAAGAUCUCAAACGAGAAAUCGACAGACUGUUCCGAAGCCUUAAGGAGGAAAUGAGGCUGAAUUUGGAGACCAAAUUCAAUGUAUACUCGGUGCUAAUAGUGAAUAAGGCCGAUUUCCCAGGCAUGUCAGAUCCUUGUGAGAUUUUGGUCGCAUUACGGACGCGAAAAGGACUUGUCGUCUGGUGUUACAGUGGAAAAGGGGUGGAAGCAGCAGAUGGUAACAUACACGCCCACCAUCAGUAUGGUGAAAGCACCAUCAUGAACGAGUUGGAAAAAGGGGACAAAAUUGCAAUCAAGAUCGCAAGAAUGAGAUGCUCUUGCCAGAGAGAUGCGGAAGAAAAAGAGGCAUUUUUGCAAUACACCACAGGAGUAUCAAGUAGGAAAAAAUCCCAUGGGAUUCGCAUCGUCCCUAUAAAUAUUAGGAUGGAAUGGACCGCUUGGUUAAGAUUGUCCGACCCCAUUAGAAAAUUGGCUCAAGAAUGUGGGGAACUUGGUACUAGUCUCUACUCGUUUGCAGAUCAUCCUUAUGCACCUUUGUAUCAGGAAGGGGAAUUUGUAUACCCCAUCGACGUAGCACGCCAAGUCGAAAAAGGAGAAGUCGCGAUUGUUAAAUUUGUUGAUUGUUGAGUUAUCUUUUUUGUUUUAUGAAUUUUAAUUAUUUUAUAUUUUUUACUGUACAUAUAUGUUGUACCCGGUGGUACUGUUGUGAUACGAAAUGAACUGUUAUGUGUAUCAAACAUCGUAAUAAAUGCUCAACAUAAAAUAAUCUA
Molecule: messenger RNA, 2697 nt
Organism: Folsomia candida
Lineage: Eukaryota; Metazoa; Arthropoda; Collembola; Entomobryomorpha; Isotomidae
Exons: 12
Coding region: 128-2554 (808 amino acids)
Source: RefSeq, a predicted model, not a curated record